Messenger RNA from Emericellopsis atlantica, 1293 nucleotides. RefSeq names its product thymidylate synthase. Gene Ontology annotation, biological process: dTMP biosynthetic process. The coding region runs from base 44 to 1042 and encodes 332 amino acids. NCBI's taxonomy places the organism in Eukaryota, Fungi, Ascomycota, Sordariomycetes, Hypocreales, Bionectriaceae. Gene Ontology annotation, molecular function: thymidylate synthase activity. The record is from RefSeq and is a predicted model, not a curated record. The transcript has 2 exons. Gene Ontology annotation, cellular component: cytosol; mitochondrion.
CGUCUUCAACCGCACACACACACAUACACGCACAACACACAAGAUGACAGUACAAAGGAGACGCGCGCGUGGCCGCGCGCAUUCUACAGAUGACGAGGCGCCACCGAAACAGGAGCAUGAAGAAUACCAAUACCUCGACUUGAUCACCGACAUCUUGGAGGAGGGGGAGUUCCGCCCUGAUCGUACAGGGACGGGCACGUACUCAAUCUUUGCUCCCCAGCCGAUGAAGUUCAGCCUGAACAAAGAUGGCACACCCAUCCUCCCUCUCCUCACGACGAAGCGCGUCUUCACCAAAGCCAUCAUCGCCGAACUCCUCUGGUUCAUCGCGGGCACCACAUCCUCGAUACCGCUCAGCGAAAACGGCGUGAAGAUCUGGGAUGGCAAUGGCUCACGCGAGUUCCUCGACAAGGUCGGCCUGUCUCAUCGCGAGGUCGGUGACCUGGGACCCGUCUAUGGCUUCCAGUGGCGACACUUUGGCGCCGAGUACGUCGAUGCCAAGGCGGACUACACUGGCCAAGGCGUCGACCAGCUGGCCGAGGUCAUCCACAAGCUCAAGAACACGCCCUAUGACAGGCGCAUCAUCAUGUCGGCGUGGAACCCCGCGGACCUCAAGAAGAUGGCUCUGCCGCCGUGCCACAUGUUCGCCCAGUUCUACGUCUCUUACCCACGGCUCAAGGGCGGAGUUGAUGUCGAGAAGAAGACCAAGGGACAGGGGCAUUUGCACUGUCAACUAUACCAGAGAUCGUGCGACAUGGGUCUCGGUGUGCCGUUCAACAUUGCCAGUUACGCCCUGUUGACGCACAUGAUUGCGCAUGUUUGUGAUCUUGUCCCGGGUAGCUUGACGCACGUCAUGGGCGACGCGCACGUGUAUGCGGAUCAUGUAGAGGCACUCAAGACGCAACUCGAGCGCGAGCCUCGUGAUUUUCCCACAUUGAAGAUUGGUCGGGAGAAGGGUGGCGACAUUGAUGGCUGGAAGGCUGAAGAUUUCGUGAUUGAGGGAUAUGAGCCGCACAAGUCUAUUUCGAUGAAGAUGUCAGUAUAAAGGGAUACACAUAGAGACGUUGCAUUUGCCCAAUAGAAGCGCGGGCUCAAUUCAUUUUCAUCAGAGCCAACUUUACGGAUAGAUAUGACAGCAUGGGCUCUGCACUUCUUCCACUGGUCGAGGCUGAGAUCAUUUGUGGCUUGACUCUUGUGGCUGGUGAACACCACCGUCUCAUUGGUCGCGCCACACUUUUGAACUCGGCCGCCCCACACGCACUGCUCCGGCCGUCAGAAAAAAAUUUGGGAGGCUUC